Molecule: messenger RNA, 1569 nt
Organism: Schizosaccharomyces octosporus yFS286
Lineage: Eukaryota; Fungi; Ascomycota; Schizosaccharomycetes; Schizosaccharomycetales; Schizosaccharomycetaceae
Product: dolichyl-di-phosphooligosaccharide-protein glycotransferase subunit
Exons: 4
Coding region: 97-1401 (434 amino acids)
Cellular component (GO): oligosaccharyltransferase complex; endoplasmic reticulum membrane
Source: RefSeq, a predicted model, not a curated record
UCUGUUGCUAGCAACAUCCUUCAGGCUCACUAAACAGUAAGGUCCACUGCGCAUGGUCAUUUCAAACGUGACCUUAGCACAGGUGAAAGCACAACGAUGAAACGAGCAUUGUGCCUAUUAAUUGCCUUGUCCUGGUCACUAUUUGUCCAGGGUUUGCGCCAUACAAUUUUGGCUACAGCAGAUCAUUCUUUAGAAGACUACAGCACAUUUCUGGAAUCAUUGAGAGAAAAUGGUUUUGAUGUAACCGUAGCGAAUGUGAAGGACGAAAAAGCAAAGCUGUUUGAAUACGGCGAGCGCAAGUAUGACAAUGUCAUAUUGUUCUCUACUCAAAGCAAAAGUCUCGGAGCUGCAUUUUCUCCUAAAGCUAUUCUAGAGUUUGCGCAAGCUGGCGGUAACGUCUUGUUUGCUGCUGGUUCGAACCUUCCUGAAGGAAUCCGUGAGUUAGGAAGACAGUUAGAUAUGUAUGUUGGCGAGCGUCAUUCCUCAGUAGUGGAUCAUUUCCAUUCGGUUGAGGGUUCCGAUGACGAAUCUGUAUUGUUGGAUGCUUUAACUGAAAGUCCUCAUAUCAUCUCAGAUGAAACCCGUCAGGCCGGCUCAAUCGUUUAUAAAGGAAAUGGUCACUUCUUGGGCAAGAAUUAUCGUGCUCAGCCUGUACUUCGUGGAAACCCUUCCACAUACGUGUACAACAAGAAAUCUGAGAGUCAAGUUUCCGAAGAACCUUGGGCAGCCGGUGCUCAGUUAUUUUUAGUCAGUGUCUUUCAAAGCGAUGCUGGUGAGCGUAUUGGAUUUAGUGGAAGUCCUGAAAUGUUUGCCAAUGCAUACCUUUCUCCUAGUUCUCCCUCAUACUCUGUAGCAAACGCUCUGUUUGCUCGCGAUCUGACAAACUGGGUUUUCCAACGUGUCGCCGUUUUGCAUGCUACUAACAUGACCUACGGAAAGGUUGGCGAACCUUACGAACUUCGUAAUGCUUCUACUUAUAGAAUUAAGGAUCAAAUGGUUUUUUCCAUUGACAUUGCGAUUUUGAACGAUGGCCAACCUCAACCUUAUGUGACCGAUGAUGUUCAGAUGGAGCUUGUGAUGCUCGAUCCUUAUUAUCGUGUGAAUAUGGUUCCAGUGGCUUCCGGUAGUCAAACACAUCAACAUUAUGAAGCUAUUUUUGAUGUUCCGGACCAUUAUGGUGUUUUCACUUAUAAAAUUGCUUAUCAUAGACCCGGUUUGAAUCCUAUAGACGAGAAAGCAACUUUCACAAUUCGUCAAUUCUUCCAUAAUGAGUAUCCUCGUUUCCUUCCACACGCUUAUCCUUAUUACGUCUCCUGUUUUGCUGUGUUGGGCGCCUUCUUAAUCUUUUGUGGUAUCUGGCUUGUUCAAAUUCCCAAGGCCUCCGUAAAAAAGCAAAAGUGAAAGAUUACUUUUCUUUCUCGUGAACCCUUCUAUUAUAUGUAUAAGUUCAUUUAAAUACUUAGUUAUGUUUAAACCAUUCUCUUAUGCCAAUCAAUCUUUAUGAUUCGUUUGCUUAUCAAUAAUUCUCAGUAGUGUGCACUAUGAUUUCGUUCCAUUCCUUUACCUAAG